This is a messenger RNA of Trypanosoma theileri, 5337 nucleotides long. RefSeq names its product flagellar associated protein. Lineage: Eukaryota; Euglenozoa; Kinetoplastea; Trypanosomatida; Trypanosomatidae. The record is from RefSeq and is a predicted model, not a curated record. The coding region runs from base 1 to 5337 and encodes 1778 amino acids. Gene Ontology annotation, molecular function: protein binding. The transcript has a single exon.
AUGAUGGCACUACCAACGGAAGGAACCAAGGAAAAACCACCACUGCAUGUGUAUCCAGAAGCGAAGAUUGGGACUCGGUUUUACUCCCAUCUUGGUAUUCAGUCUACGCGGUACAAUGGCGUGUGUGCCCUUACUGGUUCUAUGGUUUUAAUGGCUUCCGGAAGAUUUAUUAUGUUUGUGGAUGUAAGUACAGGCAAAAUAGAAUCCAUGCCUGGACCUAUAGAUGGUGGAGUUGGUGCUAUUGCAGUUCACCCAUCACGAAAAUAUUUUGUGGUUUGUGAGAAGAGACCACAAAAUCCCCUUAUUCGAGCAUACAGUUGGCCAUCACGAGUUGAAAUGGGAGAGUUUGUUGGUGGAGCGACAAAAGGAUUUAGUGCCUGCUGCUUUAACGCUGAUGGAACAAUGAUGGCAACUGUUGGAAUGUACCCGGACUUCUCACUUGCGGUGUGGGAUUGGAAAACGCGUGGGAUGAUUCUUCGCAAUAAGUGUCACAGUGCAGAUGUUUAUUCCGUCGCAUUCAGUCAAUUUGAUAGUGGCGUUCUCGUCACUGGUGGAGCGGGACACAUUAAGUUUUGGUCAAUGGCAAAAACGUUUACAGGAUUAAAACUUCAAGGACUUCUCGGUAAGUUUGGACGACUAGAUAUCAGUAAUGUACCCGGUUUUGCUGUAUUGCCCGAUGGUAAAGUACUUUCGGGAACAGAAGAUGGUCUUAUUCUAAUUUGGGAAGGAGAUCUUGUGCGCUGCUGUUUCGCAAGUGAUGUUGUGAAGGAAAUAGAAGGAGAUGAAGAGGAAGCCGCUGGAUUGGCUUUACAAAGUUAUGCUUAUAUCCCUUGUCAUGCAGGCCCUAUAAACGUUGUACAACUUUUGGGAAAUGGAAGUGUAUUACUGACAGCCGGAGAUGAUGGAUGUAUGCGUUACUGGCGUGUUAGUGAAUUAGAAAGAGCUGAGGGAGAAGGUAUACCACCAUUGUAUGCUCCUGUUUGUUUGUGUGAAGUACUUGUGGAUGAAAAUGCACGUAUUCGUGCCGUUACCCAUUCUCGCGAUACAAAUGAAUGGGUUGUAUUAGAUAGCACAGGAAGUUUAUGGCAUUUACCAUUCUUACAUCCAGAUGAAAUACUUUCAGGUUUACCAAAACAAAUGAAUGAACCUGCAGUGGCAGCUUUACGUUUUAAUGGUGGAGCUAUCACGAGUGCGGCCUUAUCUCCAUGUGAUCAUACUAUUGUGACUGGAGGUGAGGAUGGUUCUAUUCGUCUCAUUGAUUACGUGACACCACGUGAGGUGUAUUGUUUACAACCACCAGAUCCCAACACUGUGGUGGGUCUCCGUUUCUUUCAAAGUGAUAAGACGGGAAUGAAAUUUGUGGCUUGUUGUGAUGAUGGUACUGUACGAUUACUACAGCGGGGAAAAUCAGGAUUCGCAUUGCUUGGUCAAUGGCGUCCACAUAAUGCAGGUCUUAAAACGUUUGCAGUGGAUAAAGAAGAACGUCGUCUCUGUACUCUUUCAGAAUCCGGUGCCUUAUUCUUUUUUAACAUUGAACCAGAAUUAAAUUCACUCAUUCCUAUCGGUUAUUGUCAACUUCCAGUACCGAAUCCUCUUUGUGUAGCCUGGGAUGAUGCGACAUCAACUUGUUUGGUGGGUCAUGAAUCUGGUAAAAUUCUUGCUGUACGUGCAGCCACUAUGAAAGAUGUAGAUCAAAGUAUUUCUUUUGAGUUUCCAUGCACUUACGCUCUUGUUGGUAUUCGACAACGUAAAGUGGCAGAGAAAAGGCCUAUAAACCUUGUUCCUGGAGAAAGAGAAGAAGAUGUCAUGGAAGAGGAAGAAGAAGAAGACCUUGGACCUUGGCCUGUGCGAGUUAUUUGUCCAUUACCAGAUGGUUCUUUUGCUAUUGGAGCAGGUGGUGUGGAGCUUUUAUAUGAAUAUAAUACAAAUAUUCGUUAUGAUGGUCUAACAGAACUUCCACCACUCCCUCCUACAGGCAUUGAACCACCGGAUUAUGUAGAGGAACCAAUAAUAAAUUUAUGCUACCGUGAUCUUAUCCCAUUAGAUGCCUCUCUUAGUGUUUCUAAGCAUUCUUUGGUCGUUAUAUGUGAAGGAGCCCAAAUGUUUAUUCGAACUCUUGAUGACUCCUAUCAAUGGAAACAAAAUUGUAUUUUGGUGAGUUCUGCACAUGAUCGAUUGGAUGGUCAUAUUGCUGCUGCUUGUACUUCCUUUGAUGAUACUAUGUUGGUUUCUGCAGGUUCAGAUGGUCUUGUUGUGGCACAAUUACUAGAUGGUUGUAAUGCACCCGCACGACCACAAAUUGAUUCUAUGUAUCCAUCUCUACAUGCAGAGGAAGUUGUGGUACCAGAACCUAUUCCACUAUCUAUUAGUGAACAAAAAGAGGAAGAUGAUCGUCGUCGUGCAGAAGAAGCAAAACAAUGUGAACUUGAAGCCUUUCUUGAUAAGUUGCAUGUUGUACAUGCAAAAUAUGCGGAGUUACUUAAAGAGAAUAGUGAAAUUCCAAAAGAUUUGCAACUUUCAGAAAAUGAAAUGAUUCUACAUCCACAGAUCAUAAAAGAUUUAGAAGAGGAAAAGGCAAAACGUGUUCGUGACUCUCGUAUGGAUACAGCUCUUGAACUGGCACGAGAAGAUGUACGAACAACUAAAAUGCGUAAACGAUUUAUUGAUAAUCUAAUUUAUGAUAGAUUUCUUGUUUAUAGCUUUUCUCAAGAGUUUGCAGUAGCAUCAUUUCGAACUCCAGAUCCUACUGAAGCGAUUGAACGUUUUGAAGCGAAGAUAACAGAACUUUUAGAGUCAGAUAAAGAUGAUGGAGUAGGACUUGAAAAUUCAUUCGCUAAUAACGAUAACAAAAGCAAACAUGUUGAGGUAAAUGAAGAUUCUUUGUGUAAUCUAGCGUUAUCUACAGCUGCCGCUAUAACAGAAUGGUUACUUCUUGAAGAACAGAAACAACAACAAGAACGUCAAAAACACAACAGAGGAGAUGGAGAAGUAUUAACAUCAACUAUGCGUCAACAUCUUGAUAAAUUGGAUGAUCGUCGUGAAGAACGUCGUCGUAGAAAGAAGGGACAUGAAAUUCUUCUUUCACAUAAACCUGAUCCUGAGAAAGAGUCAGAACGAUUAGAUGAAGAAUUGAAAUUUGAGAUUGCUCGACGUGGUGACUUUGUACUUCGUACAGAUCCUUUAUAUCACUUGGUUCCAUCUGCAGUGGCGAAAUUGCGUCAAUUAAUUAAACUUGAGAGAGUUUUAGUAGAUUUGCGUAGCUCUUUUACAAAAAAACUUUUAUUGAUGAGGGAUGAAAAGGCAAAACUUUGUGCAUCUCUUAAUAUCUUUUUGGCUCGUAUACGUGCUAUUAAUGAAAAAUUAAAAGAUGAUACUAUUCCAGCUGCUGAUAUUACAUUACAAGAUAUUGAGUUACCAGAGAAACGUUUCACUGUUGACCGUGACGGUCUUGAUGCAUUUGCGAAGCAAAGACAAUUAGAGAAGGAACGUGAAGAAAUGGCGAAAAAGGCUCAACGUGGUUUUGGUGCUGAUCUUGCCGCCGGUGAUACUACCAGUGUUACUACUGCUCAAACCAAUGUUAAUAGUGGAGUAAGUGGAGCCUCCCCCAAUCCUGCAGGCAGAGCUUCAUUGCAUAGUGAAAUAAUAGAUAAUGAUAGUGCCAGUACGAAACGCACUAGUACUCGAAUAUCAGUUGGUGAAGGUCGUCCUAGUACGUCUCGUCGCUCAAAAAAUCUUCGAUUCUCAUCAGCAGCACCAAAGGCUUCACGUUCGCAGAGUACAGCUUUCCUCGCAGCAGCUGCUGUCCGUGAACGGAUGGAUUACGAUUUACGUGUGAAACUUGAGAAUGUAAAACCAACAGAAGCAGAGGAGGAAGAACAGAAUAUGGAGAGAGAAUUGUUGAUUGCGGAACGACGUCAAUUAUUAUGCCGUGUGAAUGCUAUAAUGAAAGAGUUUGAUGAACGUUUAUGGGAGAUGUAUGAAGAACGUGCGAAGGUAGAUGCAGAUUUAUGUUUGGCACACACUCGCUCUCUAUUACUAUUUCAUGAAUACCAAAUUCUAUUAGUGUUUAGACAAAAAGAUCGUGAACUACAGAGGCAGUAUGAAGAAGCUAAAUGCUCUCGUAACAAAAGGAAAAAGGAAAUGGAAGAGUUACAGAAAGGAGUACAACAACAAAUAAAAGAGAUUGAAAAACUACAAGAUACUAGUAAAGCUUUUCGCCAUGAGGUGGAAUACUUUAUUGAGUCAAAUUUUCCUCCAGAGCAUAUACCUUAUAUUACAAAAGUUUUCCUUCGACAGAUUAAACGACGAAAACAUCUUGGUGAUAUUUCUGCAGAUGAUGAUGAUAUCACAAGUGAUGAUGAUGAUGAAGAAAUAAAUGAGGAUGACUUGUGGGAGGAGGUAUGUCCACCUCAUUGUUCAGAAGAACGUUGGCGUGAAGUCUUAGCUAAGCGAGAGAUACGACUGGACUACGCCGAUUCCAUUGCUGAGGCACGACGAAAACAAGAACAAAUGCAGCGAAGCAUAGAUGAACAUGUGGUAUUGGCAGAACAACAUGAUGCUGUUCUUACUUCGUGCCUUAAAGCGAUUGAAGACUUUCAAAAUGAGAAACGAAAACAACUUAACAUGUUAGGGACGCUCGUUAUGCUUCGUUGUAGCCAAGUAAAGUGCCUUGGAGAAGAUGAAAAAUGCCCUGAAACGUUUUGUCGCGAUGAUCUUGUGGUUGUGUCAGAUAAUGUUGUGUCUGGUUUACAUCGCCGCAUUGAAACCAUGGCUGAGGAGAAGCGUGAGCGUCGUUUAACUCUAAAGAACAUGGCGAGUGAUCUUCAACGAUUGCAGCGCGAGCGUGCGGCGAAGGAGGCACUCCACGCGCAGUGGGAAGAAAAGAUAUAUGAGGCGAUGCUGCUGAAGUUUGGCCAAGUGGUGAAUCUCGAGCUGCUGGAGUCCACGAGUGGCUGCCGGGCGGUGGAGGAGAUGAAAGAACGGCUGCGCGCGGAGGAACUCGCGUGGGAACGGGCCCUCCGCAGCCGCGAACGCACCAUCGCCCGCCUGCGGGAGCGGCUGCAGGACUCGCUGCUCCGCAACACACAUCUCCUCCACGAUCUCGGCGACCAGGCAAGCGACAAACACGCCGUCGACGGCGCCCUCGUGCGGGCCACGCAGAAUGUUGUGGGGAGAAUGUACGACGGCGCGCAGGUCGCCACGGAGGAGGACCGCAGAAAUCUCAGACUACUCAUCGCCGCACAGCAGGAGGAGAUUGACGCACUGAUGGCGGAGAUCUCAAUGCUCCGUAGCAAGGGUGGACACGUCUACGCACCAACGACAACCAUUUCCAUAUGA